Camellia sinensis is the source of this 1984-nucleotide messenger RNA. It is a transcript of the gene PAO5, whose product is annotated as polyamine oxidase 5. The record is from RefSeq and is a predicted model, not a curated record. NCBI's taxonomy places the organism in Eukaryota, Viridiplantae, Streptophyta, Magnoliopsida, Ericales, Theaceae. Gene Ontology annotation, molecular function: polyamine oxidase activity.
AGAAAAUAAAAGAAAAGAAAAGAAGAGAAGUGAAAAAACUAACAAGUUGUAGCAACAAUGGUGGCCAAGAAGCCAAGGAUUGUGAUUAUUGGGGCUGGAAUGGCUGGUCUCACAGCUGCCAACAAGCUCUACACAUCACAGGGCUCAAACGAAUCGUUCGAGCUCUGUGUAGUAGAAGGUGGGACUCGAAUUGGUGGAAGGAUCAACACUUCUGAGUUUGGUGGUGAUAGGAUUGAGAUGGGUGCUACGUGGAUUCAUGGCAUUAAAGGUAGCCCAAUUCACAAAAUUGCUCAAGAAAUCCAUUCACUUGACUCUGAUCAGCCUUGGGAGUGUAUGGAUGGGUUUUUGGAUGAUCCAGUCACUAUUGCUGAAGGCGGGCAUGAGCUCAAUCCAUCACUUGUCGAUUCAAUAACUAGUUUUUUCAACAAACUAAUGGAUUUUGCUCAAGGAAAGGUGAGUGAAGAAAGAUUGAGCAAUGAAGAGAUUGAGUAUUGUAAGUUUAUAGCAGCAAAAGGUUUCAAUGGAAAGCUCAGUGUUGGUUCUUUUCUUCGACAAGGGCUUGAAGCUUAUUGGGAUUCAAUGAAAGGCCGAGAGGAGCUCAAAGGAUAUGGUGGUUGGAGUCGAAAUUCGCUUGAAGAAGCCAUUUUUGCAGUUCAUGAGAACACUCAAAGGACUUAUACGGCAGCUGGUGAUUUGAUGACACUUGAUUACAAUGCAGAAAGUGAGUAUAUUAUGUUUCCUGGUGAAGAGGUAACCAUUGCUAGAGGUUAUAUGAGCAUAAUUGAGUCCAUAGCUUCUGUUUUGCCUGCUGGUUCAAUCCAAUUAGGCAAAAAGGUCACAAAAAUUGAAUGGCAGCCCAAUAAUCAUCGAUUGUUAGAGAACGAAAAUGGGCACGAAACUAGGCCUGUGAAGCUACAUUUUUGUGAUGGAUCGGUCAUGUUGGCCGAUCAUGUGAUUGUCACGGUCUCAUUAGGAGUACUCAAAGCUGGAACCAGUGAAAAUUCAGGUAUGUUUGAUCCUCCACUUCCAAGUUUUAAGACCAAGGCAAUAUCAAGACUUGGGUAUGGUGUUGUUAACAAGUUGUUUUUGGAAUUGAGUCCAACCCAUGAUAGAUUUGGCAUUUCCAACGAAUUCCCAUUUUUGCAAAUGGCUUUUCAUCGAUCAGACUCCGAAUUCAAGCGCCGGGAAAUUCCUUGGUGGAUGAGAAAGACUGCUGCUCUAUCUCCAAUCUAUGGCAAGUCAAGUGUUCUUUUAUCUUGGUUUGCCGGCAAAGAAGCUCUUGAGCUUGAGUCUCUCGAUGAUGAAGAGAUUCUUGAUGGGGUUUCAACAACAAUCUCUAGCUUUUUAUCAAACUCAGUGUCACAUCCUAAUAAUUCUCAUGAAUUGUGCAAUGGGAAUGUCAAUUCUGUGGAGAGCACUAAUGGGAGAGAAUUGAAAUUCAGUAAGGUUUUAAGGAGCAAAUGGGGCACGGAUCCACUGUUCUUGGGGUCAUAUAGCUACAUUGCCGUGGGAUCGAGCGGUGAUGAUUUGGACGCCAUGGCUAUGCCAUUGCCCAAAAAUGGAAAUUAUGAGGCUAAUGCCUCUCCUCCACUCCAAAUUCUGUUUGCAGGUGAAGCAACACAUAGAACCCAUUAUUCAACUACUCAUGGAGCCUAUUUCAGUGGCCUUAGAGAAGCCAAUAGGCUUCUUCAACAUUAUCAUUGCAAUGGGGUAUGAGAGUUCUUGAUGCACUACUAAGCUAGAACAGUAAGCACUUUUUCUUGUUUUUUUUGAUUUUUUGUUUUUGGGAAACACUUCUCUCCCUCUUAAUCACUUUCUGAUUGAUAUUCAUCUGGAAAAUCUUUUAUUUCUCUCUCUGCAAUAUGGUUGGAAUGAGAUGAGACGGUGGAAAUUAAAGAGAGGGAAUGAAAGGGAGAUGGGUACAAUUUUUAGAUGUACGGAUGAAUGAGUUAACGAAGCUUCUUUUCAAAUUUUCUAUAUUUUA